Molecule: messenger RNA, 1975 nt
Organism: Gadus macrocephalus (Pacific cod)
Lineage: Eukaryota; Metazoa; Chordata; Actinopteri; Gadiformes; Gadidae
Product: actin-binding LIM protein 1-like
Exons: 11
Biological process (GO): cilium assembly; lamellipodium assembly; cytoskeleton organization
Cellular component (GO): actin cytoskeleton; stress fiber
Molecular function (GO): actin filament binding
Source: RefSeq, a predicted model, not a curated record
CCACCGGGAGGCGCUGACCCGCCCAGCGGCCGGAGCUCUCCCCUCCCCCUCAGGUGUGACAGCCGGCCCGUCACCCCGCCUCUCUCUCAGACCCCUAAACAUUUCCACCUCCCAGAUCAAGGAAGCAACAUCUACCGAAAGCCCCCAAUCUACAAAAAACACGACCCCGAGCCCAAGAUGGGUAGAUCAGUUACCAUGGUUACCGACCUAGACACACCUGCACUAGCGCCCCCCAGCAAGUGCGCUGAUGACAUCAUCAGGUCCGCUACCUUCCCCGCCGCCCACGCCCCUUGUCGGGACGACAGCCCGCAGGGCGGGGGGGGCGACCUGAGGCCCUACUCUCUGGCUGCGUUAGGGUCAGGAGGAGAGGGAAGGAGGAGGUCAAGAGAGGAGGAUGAGGAGGAGGUCUUGAAAAGAAAACUCCUACAAGAAGAGCACCUCACCAAGAUCCAGUCGGGUCUGGGGAAACUGAUCCUGAAGGAGGAGAAGGAGAAGGAGCAGAGCCGGGAGCGCCACUCACGCAGCGUCUCCGCCCAGCGCUAUGACCCCAAGCCGUCCAACUGUGAAGCCGAGCCAACCUCUCCCUCAAAAACGAACUCUCUCCCUGGGUACGGAAGGAACGGCCUGCAUCGGCCCCAGUCAACAGACUUCACUCAGUACAACAGCUACGGCGACAUGUGUGGAGGAGGAAGAGAGUUUCAGCACAUUAAGGAUGGUCGUGCCGCCCUUGCAAGGAUGGACAGGGGAGUAUCAAUGCCCAAUAUGUUGGAACCAAAAGUGUACCCCUAUGAAAUGCUCAUGAUAACCAGUAGAGGGAGAGCUAAACUGCCCAGGGAGGUGGACAGAACCAGACUGGAGCGCCACUUAGCUCCUGAUACGUUCUUUGACAUCUUUGGAAUGGAGAUCCAGGAGUUUGACAUGCUUCCUCUGUGGAAACGCAACGACAUGAAAAAGAAGGCCAAACUCUUCUAGCGGUCAGGACAGCAUGCGCACACUCUGUACGCUCAUUCAGAGACGGACACGCCACCAACUGUACUCUAGGUGUAGGGCUUUUUGUCUUUCUUCAUUUCUUUCGCUUCGUUUUGUUUGUUUUCGGCCAUUCUUUGUUUUUUUGGGGGGGUUAUGUCUGGCAUAAUCAAGGAAGCAGAGAAAUGGAUCCUUUUUUUUCCUGAGGCUUCAAAAUGGGGACUGAGAACUGAUUGGUUGAUUCAGGUGCCGUCAGAUGAGAAGUAAAUGGGAAUUACAAAAAAAAUUCAAAGAAUGAAAAUGAAUGAAAAUGGGGGUCAUGUUAUUGUAUUAUUAUUAUAAAUUUGAUAUUUUGCGCUUAUUUUUCUUCGCGCUUUGCUUUGAAUGGAAAUGCUUUACUUUUAAUUUUGGUUCUCUUGCUUGUUUGUUCCUACUCUUUGUUGCUGUUGAUUCCUGUAGAACAUUGUAAGUAUUGUAGAAUUUCAUGGCCACCAUUAUGUCCAUGCAAUGGGCUGUAGUACUGGGUCACUUUAACCUCCUCACCCGAUCUAAAGGCACCCCCAUCCCAGUACCGCCUGCUGGUGAUAGUGAGUAGUAGGGCUCGGUGAGUCUUCAGAUGAAGAAGCCACUGGCCAGCUCGUCUACUCACUCAUUUACUGGUUACAAUACCACAAAGGCUGACUUACUCAUGGACACUGUUCUAUCCCCAGUCAACUAUGUACAUGCCAUGCUAUUCUGACCCCUGACGAAAAACACAUCUAAAAUCUCUUGUCUCUUCUCAGGCUUUCAUAAAACAUGGCCAGAUCCUUUCCCUGUUCAGUUGUACUGGGAGGAUAGUGCACUAUCGAGGUAUUACAGUCCCGUAUCAAACGUAAUCUAAACUAGAUUUUAAAAAAGAAUACCCAAAUGUAAGGAGCAACUGUAUUUGAAAUUGCUGUUUUAUAAAUAAAACUCACACUGCCAUUUGUUGUAUUGAAAUCUAAGCCAAUAAAGCUUGAAAUCACCUUAA